Molecule: messenger RNA, 1279 nt
Organism: Cervus elaphus (red deer)
Lineage: Eukaryota; Metazoa; Chordata; Mammalia; Artiodactyla; Cervidae
Gene: SHOX
Product: short stature homeobox
Exons: 5
Coding region: 257-1135 (292 amino acids)
Biological process (GO): regulation of transcription by RNA polymerase II
Cellular component (GO): nucleus
Molecular function (GO): DNA-binding transcription factor activity, RNA polymerase II-specific; sequence-specific double-stranded DNA binding
Source: RefSeq, a predicted model, not a curated record
GCGUGCGCCCGCCGCGGAGCCGCGAGGUGUAAUUGCUGCCGACAGAGAGCGUUGGGGGUUGGGCGCAGAGGUAGCCGCGUAUAAAUAGUGAGAUCUCAAAUUGAAAGGCAUAAAUAACAGCAGGAGGGACCUGCCUUCACACGGACGGUCCUCUCCGCGCGCGGGAGGCGUGCGGACCACAGCCCGGCUCCUCGCCAGCCCCGCGGACCCCCGCGGCCCCCCCCCCCCGUUCCCACCCCCACACCCCCAGGCAGCCAUGGAAGAACUCACGGCUUUUGUAUCCAAAUCUUUUGACCAGAAAAGCAAAGACGGCGGCGGCGGCGGCGGCGGCGGCGGCGGCAAGAAAGAGUCCAUCACGUACAGGGAAGUUUUGGAGAGCGGACUGGCGCGCUCGCGGGAGCUGGGGGUCUCGGAGUCCAACCUCCAGGACAUAACGGAGGCCGGCGGCCCCUGCCCGCUGCAUCUCUUUAAGGACCACGUGGACACCGACAAGGACAAACUCAAAGAGUUCGGUUCGGGGAGGGCGGCGGAAGGUCUCUACGACUGCAAGGACAAGCGCGACGACGUGAAGUCGGAGGACGAGGACGGGCAGACGAAGCUGAAGCAGCGGCGCAGCCGCACCAACUUCACGCUGGAGCAGCUCAACGAGCUGGAACGGCUCUUCGACGAGACGCACUACCCCGACGCCUUCAUGCGCGAGGAGCUCAGCCAGCGCCUCGGGCUCUCCGAGGCGCGCGUGCAGGUGUGGUUCCAGAACCGGAGAGCCAAAUGCCGCAAGCAGGAGAACCAAAUGCACAAAGGCGUGAUCCUGGGCACGGCCAGCCACUUGGACGCCUGCAGGGUGGCCCCCUACGUGAACAUGGGCGCACUGAGGAUGCCUUUCCAACAGGUCCAGGCGCAGCUGCAGCUGGAAGGCGUGGCGCACGCGCACCCGCACCUCCACCCGCAUCUGGCGGCGCACGCGCCCUACUUGAUGUUCCCGCCGCCGCCCUUCGGGCUGCCCAUCGCCUCGCUGGCCGAGUCGGCCUCGGCCGCCGCCGUCGUGGCCGCCGCGGCGAAGAGCAACAGCAAAAACUCCAGUAUCGCCGACCUGCGGCUGAAGGCACGCAAGCACGCGGAGGCCCUGGGGCUCUGACCCGCCGGCCCGCCGGCCCCGCGCGCGCCCCGGGCCCCGCCACCCCGUGCGUCCGUCCGUCCAUCCGUCCGCGGCGACCUGCACUCGACCCCUCCGCUCCCCGCACCGCCCCCCACCCUCCGCCUCGACGGGCAGCACGGACAC